This is a messenger RNA of Ambispora leptoticha, 981 nucleotides long. The record is from the annotation of a GenBank genome assembly. Lineage: Eukaryota; Fungi; Glomeromycota; Glomeromycetes; Archaeosporales; Ambisporaceae.
AUGUCUUCUCAAAACUCGCAACCUCCGAAACCGAAAUCUGCGCUUGACGUUGCCGUCAACCAAUUAGUUCGCGCUUCAAUCGGUGGUGUGCCCCCCUCGUUACCAGACGAGGACUUGGACAAAUAUGUUGCCGAUCUUAUUAUGAAAGAAGCAGCUGCGAAAAAUAAGUUGUUUAACAAAGAAGGUAUCCGUGCUUAUUUGCCAAACACUGGGGCACCGCCUUCUAAUUUACCAAAACCAAAUAAACGUUUUUUGUUUAACAUUGUGAAAAGUACUGAUGAUCACAAUCAAGCACUCAUCAGAAAAGAGGAGGAAGAAGCUGCAAAAAAGUAUACCUCGUGGGUAAAUCGUUUAAGGAGCAGCGAUAAACAGCAAGCCGCUAAAAUUGCAGAGUCAACAACAUCAACAAUUUACAAAGAUACCUCACCUAAAGUAAUUUUCAAAGGCCGUGGAGAAACAAGCGACGGAUCAAAAAUGGAUAAAUAUUUCCGCAAAGAUUAUGAUCCGAUGCAUGAUAUAGAACCUUUUCUUGGGAACAAUGGGUGGUUUAUAAAUUAUGCACAAUUUGAGGGAUCUUUGCAAAAAGGCGGUAUUGACGAUAAAGAUGAUGCUAAUGAUAAAACCAAAAAAUCAAAGAAAAAAAAUAAACACAAGAAAAAGCAUCAUCGUCAUCACAAAAAAGAAAAAUCAUCAAAGCAUAAUCAAAAGAAAUCUCAUAAAUCAGAACAUAGCGGUGGUAAAUCUAAACGAAAACGCAAAACACAAGAAUCUUCAGAUUCAUAUGAUUCAGACGAUGAUAGUGAUUAUUCAACAAAUUCCUUCGAAUCUGGGAAGAAGUCAAAACAAUCGCGUCGUAAACGUUAUAAAAAAGACAAUCAGGCAUCGGAUGAGGAUCAUCAUGAUAAAAAGACGAAGAUUGUGCGUGAAUGGGAUAUGCCAAAAUUAGCAAAUGGUUCAUGGUAUUUAGAACAAAUAUCUUGA